UAACCUCCAGUUUUAGAUAACGCGGGUCGGGUAGCGGGAGGUCGAAUUGGAGUUUCGAGUCAUUAGGACGGCUACCGUCCACGUCAACGAAAUUGGACUUUGAAAUCGUUGUCAACUUUGCUCUCUGUUUCCUUCUUUUACCCCUGAAUUGAAUGGACUCGAGCACUCUGACCGGACUGCGACGCAUCGAUUCUCUGUUUCUUGCCAAAUCUUAACCACCGAAGGCACCGUGAGAUUCUUAAUUCCACAUUGUGGGCAUGUUUCUUUUUCAAAUGCGUUUCAUUCAUAGGCGUCACGUCUUCCCUGAUUUUACGCUAUACUCACCAAGGAGAUGCUCCACUUCUUGAUGUCUUGGCCCUGUUUUCUUUUCUUCUUCUUCUUCUUCUUCUUCUUUGUUUUCCCUCGGCUGCCUCUUGUAAGACCAAUAUUAUUAUAGUUUCCUUCACAUCAUGAAGUAUGGGUUCGGAGCUGCUGAGCUUCUUUAAUUAUGUAUUAGCUGCCAGGGCAUGAGUUCUGGGUUUGCUCAUGUGAGUACCGACAAAACGAAAUUCGCUGCACAGCUUACGAUUGACGGGUGAAUUGAAGCUGGUCAAGAAUGAAACACUUUAUAGCUGUGCCUGGAAUAAUUUGGAUUUGGAUAAUCCUUUGCGGUCUUGCUCGUUGCCAAAAGCCAGCAUCUGUGAAUAUUGGUGCGGUUUUCACAUUUGAUUCGGUUAUAGGUAGAGCUGCGAAGGUGGCGAUGCACAUGGCUGUCGAUGACGUCAAUGCAGACCCCAUAGUUCUUAAUGGGACGAAACUGAACUUGGUAAUGGAGGACACCAAUUGCAACGUCUUCUUGGGAUCGAUUGGAGCGUUUCGUAUACUUGAACAAGGGGUUGCAGCCAUAAUUGGUCCACAAUCAUCUUCCAUCUCUCACGUGAUUUCUCAAAUCGCUAACGGUCUCCAAGUGCCUCAAGUUUCAUAUGCUGCCACUGAUCCUACCUUGUCGGCCCUCCAAUUUCCUUUCUUUUUUCGUUCUGUACCAAGCGACUCUGUGCAAAUGACAGCACUGGCUGAAUUAAUUGAUUUCUUUGGAUGGAGAGAGGUCAUUGCCGUCUUCUUGGAUGAUGAUUAUGGGAGAAAUGGAAUAUCUGCUCUGGGUGAUGAACUUGAAAAACGGAGAAUAAGGAUUGCUCAUAAGUUGCCUAUUAGCAUAAAGUUUGAUAUGAAUGAAAUCACUAACUUGCUCAAUCAUUCCAAAGUGUUUGGUCCUCGUGUGUAUGUUGUUCACGUCAACCUAGAUCCUAGAUUAAGAGUUUUUAACAUAGCCCACAAACUUAAAAUGAUGUCUAGUGAUUUUGUUUGGCUUGCCACGGAUUGGCUCUCUGCUACUCUAGAUUCAUUCUCCCCACAGAAUCAGACCUCUCUCAGUGUUGUGCAAGGGGUGGUUGGACUACGUCCACACAUUCCAGAUUCUUUCCAGAAAAGAUAUUUUGUUUCUCAGUGGAAAAACAUGCAGAAUGAAAGCGCAGCAGCUAUUGGGUUAAACCAUUAUGGAUUUUAUGCAUAUGAUUCAAUUUGGGCUGUUGCGCAUUCAAUUGAUAAGUUUAUUGAAAUACAUAAGAAUAUUACAUUCUCUGUCAGUAAUAACUCAAGGCUAUUGAAUACAGAAACCACUGACAUACGGCUUGAAAAACUCAAAGUCUUCACAGGUGGAUCUGAUCUGAUCAACAUAUUGUUGCAAUCAAAUUAUACUGGUGUGAGUGGUCACCUUCAAUUUAGUCCAGAUAGGAAUAUUGUUAGUGGGGGCUAUGAAGUUAUCAAUAUCAAUCAGAUGGAAAUUACCACGGUUGGAUAUUGGUCUAAUGAUUUAGGAUUUUCAGUGGUUCCUCCUGAAACUCUUAAGAAGAAAGGAUAUGGUAGGGUUCCCCAAGAUCAGAAGCUUAACAUUAUUACUUGGCCAGGUGGAAUGACCGGAAGACCACGUGGAUGGGUGAUUGCUGAUAAUGCAAGACCACUGAGAAUUGGAGUUCCCAGGAGAGCAAGUUUUGUUGAGUUCGUCACUGAGCUGCCUGGUAGUCAUCAAAUUCAAGGGUACUGCAUUGAUAUUUUCAAGAAAGCACUGGAGUUUGUACCAUAUGAAGUCCCCUAUGUAUUUAAGCCUUUUGGGAACGGUCAAUCAAACCCCAAUUAUGGUGCGCUUGUGCAGACGGUUGCUGACAAUGUAUUUGAUGCGGUUGUCGGAGACAUAGCAAUUGUGACAAACCGUACAAGGAUUGUGGAUUUUUCUCAGCCUUUCACAUCAACUGGUCUUGUUAUAGUGGCUCCAAUCAAGAAUGCAAAAUCAAGUGCUUGGGUAUUUCUGAAACCAUUUACAGCGGACAUGUGGUGCGUCACUGCAGCUUCAUUUGUAAUGAUUGGAGUAGUUAUAUGGAUUCUUGAACACCGAAUCAAUGAUGAUUUCCGUGGUCCUCCUAAGAGGCAACUUGUGACGAUGUGUAUGUUCAGCCUCUCAACCCUGUUUAAGACAAAUCAGGAAAAUACAGUAAGCUCACUUAGUCGAAUGGUGAUGAUAGUAUGGCUUUUUCUGUUGAUGGUGAUCACGGCUAGCUAUACAGCAAGCUUGACUUCAAUUCUUACAGUGGAGCAGCUUUCAUCACCCAUCACUGGCAUUGAUAGCUUGAUUGCAAGUAACUGGCCUAUAGGGUACCAAGUAGGUUCGUAUGCUUUCAACUAUCUGACAGAGAGUCUUUAUGUACAAAGAUCAAGACUUGUUCCUCUAGGUAACCCUGAAGAAUAUGCAAGAGCUCUGCAGCUAGGGCCUUCUCGCGGAGGGGUGGCAGCUAUAAUUGACGAGCUUCCAUACAUAGAGUUGUUUCUGUCAACACAAACUGAUUUUGGUAUUAUUGGGCAACCAUUUACCAAAAGCAGUUGGGGAUUUGCUUUUCAAAGAGGGUCUCCUCUCGCCCUUGAUAUGUCUACAGCAAUUCUGAAACUCAAUGAGAACGGAGAGCUUCAUAAGAUACGAGAGCAGUGGCUCUGUAAGAUGGGUUGUCCUGAAGAAAGGAGAAGAGAUUCAGAGCCUAAUCAACUUCACCUGAUCAGCUUCUGGGGUCUGUAUCUGUCGUGCGGUAUUGUCACUCUCGCUUCUCUGCUGGUGUUUCUGCUGCGAACAAUUCGCCAAUACAUCCGAUACAAGCAAAGGCAAAAAGAUAUUCCUUCUGGAUCCCGGGAGGGAUCUGGCAGUAAAUGUUCCCACGUUAUCUAUAGCUUUUUUAGUUUCAUUGAUGAGAAGGAAGAAGCCAUCAAGAAGAUGUUCACUCGUUGUGAGAAUCCAGAACAGCAGCCGACGUGAUUAUGAUUGUGUUGCUUGAACGGAUAAUACUUUAUAGCACGAUAAGGUCUGUGUAUAGUUAAUAGAAGUUAGUAAUAGUACUUGUAAUUGUAUCCUCCUUGUAGAGUUGUAGUUUUUCUUUGUAACUGUUAAUGAUGCGGCUGUAAACGCGGAACCUACAUGUUGGAUGGGAAAAAAAGUGACGUCAUGGAUAAACAUGUUCAAUUGAA
Molecule: messenger RNA, 3543 nt
Organism: Prosopis cineraria
Lineage: Eukaryota; Viridiplantae; Streptophyta; Magnoliopsida; Fabales; Fabaceae
Product: glutamate receptor 3.7
Exons: 6
Coding region: 596-3334 (912 amino acids)
Biological process (GO): G protein-coupled receptor signaling pathway
Cellular component (GO): plasma membrane
Molecular function (GO): glutamate-gated receptor activity; G protein-coupled receptor activity
Source: RefSeq, a predicted model, not a curated record